Xyrichtys novacula (pearly razorfish) is the source of this 5120-nucleotide messenger RNA. The record is from the annotation of a GenBank genome assembly. Lineage: Eukaryota; Metazoa; Chordata; Actinopteri; Labriformes; Labridae.
AGGUUUCCAGUCGGAAGCAAGUCCUGUACCAACCAGAAACAUGGCGGCUCCCUGAGGUUUGAGGUGGAGGCAAAUGUUAAAUCGACACUCUUGUCAUUUUUACAUCUACAUGGAAAGGGCUUGAGAGUGAAAAUAUGGGUUUUAUAAGGCACGUUGUGUGCGCCAUGUCGGGGGGCGUGGACAGCUCUGUAGCGGCGUUACUGCUAAAGAGGAGAGGUGAGAGAAACUAGGACUGAAUUAUUCUCACUUUUAAACUCAUAAGAAGUUCAGAAACAUGAAUGUAAAGCUAAAACUGUUCCACAAGUAUUGCCAGUUGAGCUGUUACUAUCUCCUACUAACCCGUAUUCUUCUUUUUGAUAUGAAGGCUACAAUGUAACAGGAGUUUUCAUGAAAAACUGGGACUCUCUGGAUGAGAAAGGGGUUUGCAAUUCCGAGCAGGACUGUGAAGAUGCCUACAAAGUGUGUCAGAUCCUGGACAUCCCCUUUCAUCAAGUGUCCUAUGUGAAAGAGUACUGGAAUGAAGUUUUCAGGUAAUAUUAUGGUCAAUUUAAAACACUCACUUAUCAUGUUACUCAGUAUUUUAAUAUUUUGUGUUUAUAUUUCAGCAACCUUUUAAAGGAAUAUGAGAGAGGCAGGACUCCCAAUCCAGAUAUACUCUGCAACAAGCAUGUCAAGUUUAAGCAUUUCCACAAUUAUGCUAUCAACACUCUGGGUAUGUCAUUGUAUUUUCUCACUCGCUAUAGUUCUUUCAAAAUAAGUCUUUAGAUAAUUGUAAGGAAUUUGUUUUAUUUAUUAUCAAAAAGGUGGUGUAAAUAGAGUUAUUCUAUUUUUUCACUUAGGUGGAGAUGCCAUGGCAACAGGCCACUAUGCUCGGACAUCACAGGAGGAUGAAGAGGUUUUCCAGCAGGUGCACACGACAACGCCCACCACUCUCUUCAGAGAUCGCUUUGAGAUCAGAAAUCGUGAGUGAUCGACUAUAUCAAUCAAUCAAUCAAACUUUAUUUAUAAAGCACUUUUCCUACAGGAAUGUGACUCGAAGUGCUUUACAAGUUAAAAACAAAAACAAAAACUAUCCCAGAUAUGAUAUUUAGCCGCCCUCUCUAGAGCUGUUACUGUCAGGAGAAGUGUAUUAACAGCUCAGGAGGUCCUGCAGAGGUCCUUUUUAACUCCUCCCUCAGAGACUCUGACAUCCUCAGUCUGUAGUCUUCACCUGGACUCUGCUCACUGUUUAUAUGCAUACUAUUUUACUAUUUUGUGUGGUAUAUAGAGUACAUGCUUGUAUAUUGUUAAAUUGUAUAUAUUGUAUAUUUUGAUUAUUUGAUUAUUUCUUUAGUUUUACUUAUUUUAUCUAUUUAGUUAUCUCUUCUUUCUACUUUCUUUUCCCCUGAAGAUUAUGAAAGUAUCUCUGAUUCUGAUUCACUUUUUAAUAAUCAUUUUUGUCUCGUUUUUUUUUUUUUACCAAGCUGUCAGGCUGUUCAAAGGAGCAGAUUCCCUCAAAGACCAAACCUUCUUCCUCAGUCAGGUCUCCCAAGAUGCCCUGCGACGAACCAUCUUCCCACUAGCUGGACUCACCAAAGAGUUUGUUAAAAAGAUCGCUGCUGAGGCAGGAUUUUACCAAGUCCUUAGAAAAAAGGAGGUAACCUCAGACACUUAUAGACAUGUAUGAAAUAAUUUACAGAGCACAUGAUGAUUUUAGUUUUUUUAUUGAAAUGAUAAACUACAGUAAAAAGGUUGACUCUACUGAUUUGUUUCCAGAGCAUGGGCAUCUGUUUCAUUGGAAAGACAGAUUUUGAAAGCUUCAUCUUGGAGGUAAGGAUGAAAUAUUCACAUAAAAUUAUUUCUGCAAAUUUGAGUUGUUUUCUUUCUAUUUCGUCUUUCUGAUUAAAACUGAAUUUGUCUUUUGUUUGUUUUAUUUUGUUUGUCUAUUUAUGUCCAGUAUCUUGAGCCUAGACCUGGGAACUUUGUCUCUAUUGAGGAUGGAACUGUGCUGGGAACACACCAAGGUAUGUUUAAGGCUAUGAGGGGGGUCCUCAUAUUGUAAGUCUUGAGGAACAACAAAUAUAAACAGAGGUCUGAGACUUCUCCAAGAAACUUGAGACCAAAUUAAAAGAAAAAUCUGAGAGAGAUGUUAAUGUGUGGGGCCGAUAGUUCAUUCCUUUGUGUGUUUCUCUCCAUUUAGGCUUGUUUACUUUGACGUUAGGCCAGAGGGCGAGGUUACCUGGAAAACGGCUAGCUUGGUAUGUGGCCGACAAAGACAUCGUAACUGGAGAUGUCCUUCUGGUAAGGAUGUUUUUUUUUGCUCGUUAGAAAUAAAGAAUCUGUCUUAUAUCAGGUUUUAUCUGACACUCUUUACCAGAUGACCGAGCAUAUACACCAGAAAAUUAUGUGUCAUGAAAACCACCGAAGUGAAGCUGCCCCAGGUGUUUCUUAAUGUAAAAACAGAAUUGAUGAUGACAAUUUUUUUGUGGGUUAUGCUUUCUGUGUCUUAGUAAAGUACUGCUAAAUAAUCCAUCAACAAAAUGACGUCAUAAAUAACAAAAUAGUUAUAAUUCUCCUUGAGCAUGAGGAUGGUAAUGUUGGAUUUGUUUUACCUUGAGGGACUUACUCAAUAUUAAUAACAUUAACAACAGCUGCUACUUUACUGUUAUUGUCACUGUUGUUGUUAUGGUUACUACUACCAUAAUUGUCACUAUUGUUACUGCUUUAUGUUACUGUUGUUACCAUCUUUGUUACUGUUAUUGUUACUGUUGUUGCCAUUUUUGUUACUGUUGUUGCUGUUUUUGUUACUGUUACUGUCUUUGUUACUGUUAUUGUUACUGUUGUUGUUAUCAUUGUUUUUAAUGUAAUUAUUAUCAUUAUUACUUUUUUUAAAAUUCAUCAGGCUCCCUCUUGCGAUCACCCAGCCCUUCUCCGCGACACAUUAGGGACAGAGCGUUUCCAUUGGGUUACAGGAGACCCGCCUCCUGAAAUUGCCAAGACCCACAUGAUGGAGUGCCAUUUUCGCUUCCUCCACCAGAUGCCGCUCGGUGAGUUUAGUUUUAUCACUCCUUCUCCUCUCAUGAAUGGGAUGGGAGGAGGUUGAGUGCAGAGAAUAUAUGUAACAUGUCUUUUAUUUCUUUCAGUUCCUUGUACAGUGACUCUUAACAUGAACGGCUCUGUGUGGAUUUCACUCUCUAAGCCAGUCAGAGCUCUGACACCUGGACAGGUAGUUGCAAACACACCUCUGUUCCAAAAAUACAAUGUUAUCGCUUCAGUUUGUGCUACUAUAACAGUUUACUGUAGUGCUGAAAGCUCUUCUAAAACAUGAACACAGUCAAUGCUUUGAAGUCUCAGAGUUUGAGUGUAUUUCCUCAGUACUUUUUGUCACUGCUCCCCCUAGUUUGCCGUCCUCUACAAAGGAGAUGAGUGCCUGGGCAGUGGAAAGAUUGUCCAACUAGGGCCCAGCGAAUUCACUCUUCAGAGGGGCAGAGAACGGUUGCGGGCGGCUGCACAGCAGAAAGAACAGCACACUCCUGAUCUGGACAACUGAGAUGAACUCACUGAGUGGUAGGAGGAAGCUCUGCUUGUCGACAGAGUUUACUGUCUCAUUGAAUCUUCAAUACAAAGGACUAAAUAGUUGUUCCAGUGGAUUUAUGGGAAAAGAGGUGGUCUUAAAAUUUGGGGCUCUGGAUGCUGGGAAGCUGUCCACUUGCUCAUCAGCAAAAACACUGUUAACUGUGUGUUUUAAAGUGAAAAGGGACGUUUUUCUGGAUAGUAGUGACUUCGUUUUAAAAGAAAAAAUAAGAAACUUCUUGAUCUUUUUACUUUUAAACCUGACAGCCAAGCUGUUGCUUUCAGGGACAUACAGACAUAUGUCCCUGGUGGAUCCUAAUCUAAUAGGGUUACUUGUUAAACCAAAAUCGAUUAGUGUCCACCAACAACAAUAAAUUUAUUAUAAAUAGCCCAAAUACCAUAGUUUUUGGUAUUAUGUGAAAAAAUCAUGUAUAUAGCUGAAGCUUUGUCAAAAGAGGGCUGAUAUGUGACUUUUAUACAGACCCAUGCUGCUUAAUUGUGAUUAUGCCUGAUGACAGUUAAAUUUAACAUGUCAAGUAAAUACAUGGUGUGGUGAAGUAUCAAAAAGAAUAGCAAAGGUAAUGCUAUGCAGUAUUUUGACUAUGUGGAUAAUUUCAAAAUUAUAAAUGAAAACAUUCAAUGUGAUACCGCACUACUAUUUCGUAGUGCCAUGUUUUAAGCCCAUUUUGAGGCUUACUGGUUGUAGCAAUUGUUUUUGAACGUUCUUUAAAGCUCCUGUAAGGAACUUUUGGUUCGUGUCAAUUUUGGCACCCCCUUGUGGACAAAGAAAUCCUCACGCAUCUUGUCCACUAUAUGCUUGAUUAGCUAUUCAUGAAAACAGAUCUCAUUCCGCUGACUUUUGACCGUCAGAUGUCGUAUUUAUUUUAAAAAACAACUGAUUUCAAACAAUAAAAAUAAGGAUAUAAAAAGUCUUGUUGCGGAUGGCCUGUUUAAUUUUUUUUUAACCAUUAAUAGGAGUCAAUAUAAAUUUUGUUGUAUUUAAUAAAUGUCAAAAACUCCUGAUAGGAGCUUUAAAGAAAGACGUGCCUUACCCUUAUUAAGUUGUUUUUUGUAAUUGGAACCUAGCUUUUCCUAAAAACAUAAAUAGAUACUGUGAAUAUUUGAAAAAGAUUUUACAAAUCAAUGAAUAAAUAAGUUAAAGAAGGUUGAGUUGUGUUUUUAAUUUGCCUUUUAAUUGUAUUUGUGCUUUAAUUGUUCUUUAUUUGUUCAUCCACAUGAGGGCGCUAUUAUACAAGUGAAACCUCAAAGUUGAGCCCUCUAGGAUUUGAUAAAGUUGAUGCUGUUUUGCAUAACAACGUACUAUUGUAUACAAAUGUCAUGCAGAAAUGUAGUUUUUGGAGAUUUCUCAGAAAGACUCCUUUAGUGUAAUAUCACUGCUGAAAACUGACUUUUUUGCAUUUAGGAAAAACUUGUAUGAAUGCUGUUGUAAUACUUUUAAGAUAUUAGUUCAUAAAACUGAGUGACAUUUGCAAAAGCAUACAUAAAAUGAACAGAGAAGUAACUAACAAAAUGAAAAAGUCAUUAAAUAUAAUCUGUCUUACUAUUAA